GCUCGCGCGCGUGCAUCCCGCACCAUCCCCCGGUCCCCGGCCCCGGCCCGCGUCAGACCGAGCUGCCGCCGCCGCCGCCGCCGCCACAGCAGCAGCAGCGCUCGGGGAUCCGGGCCCAGCCGGGGCCGCGGGAGGCGGGGGCGCCCGGGCCCUGGAUGUCCCGCAGCGCGGCGGCCAGCGGCGGACCCAGGAGGCCUGAGCAGUAUUUGCCCCCAGCCCCGUGUGGGGCCCCGGGGCCCCCCGGAACCUCCAGGACGGAGCCAGAAGGGGCGGGCACCAUGAACAAGUUACGGCAGAGCCUGCGGCGGCGGAAACCAGCCUACGUGCCUGAGGCGUCACGCCCCCACCAGUGGCAGGCAGAUGAGGACGCGGUGCGCAAGGGGACUUGCAGCUUCCCAGUCAGGUACCUGGGCCACGUGGAGGUGGAGGAGUCCCGGGGGAUGCACGUGUGUGAAGACGCCGUGAAGAAGCUGAAGGCGGUGAGCGAGGGCUGGGCCGCGAGGGGGCAGGGCCGCACUGGAAGAGGCAGCCCUGACCCGGCCCUUUCUCCUCCUCCCCAACCCCAGAUGGGCCGGAAGUCCGUGAAGUCUGUGCUUUGGGUGUCAGCCGAUGGGCUCCGAGUGGUGGAUGACAAGACCAAGGACCUGCUGGUAGACCAGACCAUCGAAAAGGUCUCCUUUUGUGCCCCCGACCGCAACCUGGACAAGGCUUUCUCCUACAUCUGCCGCGACGGGACCACCCGCCGAUGGAUCUGCCACUGUUUCCUGGCGCUCAAGGACUCCGGCGAGAGGCUGAGCCACGCGGUGGGCUGUGCCUUCGCCGCCUGCCUGGAGCGGAAGCAGCGGCGGGAGAAGGAGUGCGGGGUCACGGCCGCCUUCGACGCCAGCCGCACCAGCUUCGCCCGGGAGGGCUCCUUCCGCCUGUCGGGCGGCGGCCGGCCGGCCGAGCGAGAGGCCUCCGAGAAAAAGAAAGCAGAGGCAGCAGCUGCCCCAACUGCGGCUCCUGGCCCUGCCCAGCCUGGGCACGUGUCCCCGACCCCGGCCACCACAUCCCCUGGGGAGAAGGGUGAGGCGGGCACCCCAGUGGCUGCGGGCACCAGUGCGGCCGCCAUCCCCCGCCGCCAUGCCCCCCUGGAGCAGCUGGUUCGCCAGGGUUCCUUCCGUGGGUUCCCAGCCCUCAGCCAGAAAAACUCACCUUUCAAACGGCAGCUGAGCCUACGGCUGAAUGAGCUACCGUCCACACUGCAGCGCCGCACCGACUUCCAGGUGAAAGGCACAGUGCCUGAGAUGGAGCCCCCUGGUGCCAGUGACAGUGACGGCAUCAAUGCCCUGUGCACUCAGAUCAGCUCAUCUUUCGCCAGUAGUGGAGCACCAGCGCCUGGGCCACCACCGGCCUCAGCAGGGACUUCUGCCUGGGGUGAGUCCUCCGUGCCCUCUGCAGCUGCCUUCCAGCCCGGGCACAAGCGGACCCCUUCGGAGGCGGAGCGGUGGCUGGAGGAGGUGUCCCAGGUGGCCAAAGCGCAGCAGCAGCAGCAGCAGCAGCAGCAGCAGCAGCAAGUGGCCUCAGUGCCCCCGGGGGCCCCCGCCCUGCAGCCCUUUACCGCCCCCGUGGGGCCCUUCGAUGCCACGCCUGCCCAGGUGGCCGUGUUCCUGCCGCCCCCACACAUGCAGCCCCCUUUUGUGCCCGCCUACCCGGGCCUGGGCUACCCGCCCAUGCCCCAGGUGCCCGUGGUGGGCAUCACCCCCUCACAGAUGGUGGCCAAUGCCUUCUGCUCAGCCGCCCAGCUCCAGCCCCAGCCAGCCACCUUGCUCGGGAAAGCCGGGGCCUUCCCGCCCCCCACCAUGCCCACUGCCCCAGGGGGCCAGGUCCGCCCACGCCCCAGUGGGGCACCCUGGCCCCCGGAACCGGCGCCUGCCCCGGCCCCCGAACUGGACCCCUUUGAGGCCCAGUGGGCAGCAUUAGAAGGCAAACCGGCUGGAGAGAAGCCUUCCAACCCCUUCUCGGGCGACCUGCAGAAGACCUUCGAGAUCGAACUGUAGCCCGAGCCGCCCUGCCCACCCCAGCAUCUCCAGGUGCCCACGCCUGGGAAUGGAGGCCCAACCUCUCCCUGGCCCUGGCCCCUGGGGCUGCGCCCCCCCCCAACACCCUCUCUAACCCCUUCCUGUGACCACCCCCCACAACCACUACAGAACCGACAUUGUAACGCCCAGGUUGCGACAGGAUGGAAUUCAGGGACGGACCCAGCCUGGCUAAGGGACCCAUUUCACUGCCAGACUUAGGCCGGCGGUGCCCUUCCCUCACCCCCCCUCCAACCCCAGACACGGUGGGAUAGCCACAGUCCCACUGAGUGCCCUCGGUUCAAUCUACAUUUCCCAGUUUCUGUUGUUGACUUUCCACCUUGCAGUGUUGGGUGGGAUGGAAAAGGGAGGCCCGCUUAGGGGCUCUUCUGGGCCCCCCACGAGUGCCCACCCCAAGUCCGGCCGUCCCCUCCCAGACACAGCACAAGCAAAGGGCUUCCCUCUGCCCACCUGCUGCGUUCACUGCCAAUGCUGUGCUCACCCCUAUCACCCCUCUCCCCCACUCGGGGGCCCACAUCUUCCUUGGGCCAAGGUCUCAUGGGGGCAGGGGCCAAGCUGGGGGCCCGGGAGGCGGGGUUGGGGGAAGAGGAAAGAGAUGCUCAGUUACCUCACGUCAGUGCCCGCUGGGGAGGGGUCCGGGAAGAAGGGGUGCCUGGCGGGUACUUUUCUAUCUUUUAUUUCCAGAUUUUUUUGUAUCUAAACUCACAGAUUUGUAUUAUACAAGGACAGCCAAUAAAGGAAGAAUAUA
This is a messenger RNA of Hyaena hyaena (striped hyena), 2826 nucleotides long. It is a transcript of the gene NUMBL, whose product is annotated as NUMB like endocytic adaptor protein. Lineage: Eukaryota; Metazoa; Chordata; Mammalia; Carnivora; Hyaenidae. The coding region runs from base 156 to 2039 and encodes 627 amino acids. The record is from RefSeq and is a predicted model, not a curated record. The transcript has 9 exons.